Messenger RNA from Paramecium primaurelia, 1339 nucleotides. The record is from the annotation of a GenBank genome assembly. NCBI's taxonomy places the organism in Eukaryota, Ciliophora, Oligohymenophorea, Peniculida, Parameciidae.
AAUGGCUACUGAUAAUUAGAAAAUGGAAUUACUUGAAAUUUUGAGAGUAAUAACAAAGCUUUUUACUAAGGACUUAGAUGUAGUCUCAUUAGUAAUUAGAGAUAUCAGAAUGAAUAGUGAACAUAUGUAGAUAAUUGCUUAAGGAAUAGCAGUUGUUUAAUCUUUAAAGGAAUUACGUAUAAUAUAAUGUUUAAUGACUUCUAAUCAUUUUAGCAUAUUAUAACCAUCAUUAAUAUAGAAUUCAUCAUUACAUAUUCUUGAUUUGUCUCAUAAUUAUUUAACACAUUAAAUUGGGGUUUUAUUGGGAUAAUUAAUAUAGGAACAUAGUAAACGAAGAGACAAUGUAGAAUAUUUAUACAGAAUAAAAGGAGAAUGUCCUGAAGAAGACAUUUCUAAAAUAGGAUUAGAAGAAUUGGAUUUAUCAUAUAAUAAAUUAAAUGAUUAAUUUGUAAAAGAUAUUGUACCAUUUUUGGAAAGAGAUAGAUGGAUUAAAUAAAUAAAUCUUAAGUAUAAUGCAAUUUAAAAAGAAGGUUUUGAGAUAUUAAUAUAAUUACUUGAUAAAAAUUAAACAAUUACAAGUUUAGAUAUAAGAAGAAAUCUUGGAUCUACAUAAUAAUUUUAGAAAGAAGUAUUAAAAAAAUUAAUAAGGAAUAAGAAUACAAAAAAUGAUAUAUAAUAAUAGAGAUUGGAUGAUGAUAAUGAAAAUAUUUCAGUUAAUGUUUCUGCUAUACCUUAAAAUUUAUAAUCUGUUAUUUCAGAUUAAGAAAGUCCUGUUAUGUCUUUUGGUGUAUUUGAACCUAAUAAUCUUACUAAAUAAAUGUCAAAUUCAGGUAGAUAAGAUUAAUUGAAAUUUAAAUCUGGAUUUAAAAAUAAUGAUUUUGGUUGUUCUGAUUGUAAUCGUUUAUAAAUAAAAUCAAAAAAAUAAUAAUAAAUUAUUCAAUUAUUGAAAUAAGAAGUUCAAUUUUUAAGAUUUUAACUUCAAAGUAAAUCAUCAUAAUUACCUGAAUAAUAAUAGUAAUAAUAAUCAUAAUAAUAAGUUAUAAAUGAAUUAAAUUUCUCAGAAAAUAAUCAUAAUCCUCCACCUUAAGAGAUUGAAUAAGAUGAUAUGGUAAAUAAAAUAGAAUAUAUGAUGAAUGAUUUAACUAGAAUGAUGGAUGGAUUAGAUGUUUAAGGAAGUGUAACAAAUAAUCUAAAUGCACAUUUAUCUAGUACUUUGAUAGUAUAGGAUUAUACAAGAGCAAUUUUUGAAAGAGAAGAUAGAGCAAAUGAUUUAAUGAAUAUUUUAGACUAGAAUAGUAAUAAUAACCUAUCAUAAUCUUCAGAUGAAGAAUAAUAAUGA